This is a messenger RNA of Python bivittatus (Burmese python), 2474 nucleotides long. RefSeq names its product complement C3a receptor 1 (gene C3AR1). Gene Ontology annotation, molecular function: G protein-coupled receptor activity; complement component C3a receptor activity; complement component C5a receptor activity. NCBI's taxonomy places the organism in Eukaryota, Metazoa, Chordata, Lepidosauria, Squamata, Pythonidae. Gene Ontology annotation, cellular component: plasma membrane. The record is from RefSeq and is a predicted model, not a curated record. Gene Ontology annotation, biological process: phospholipase C-activating G protein-coupled receptor signaling pathway; chemotaxis; inflammatory response.
UUUUGCUCCGAGCAAGGGUCCGCGCGGGUUCCUGCCCCCAACCGCCGCGAAGGUGCGCUGCGGCUCGGGGCCAGCGCCCGGGAGCCUCUCUUGCCCGGGGCGCUGAACUGCCGCCUGCCGGGGGCUCUGCCUCUCCCGCUGCUCAGCCUUCGCGGUGCGGAAAAAGCAGAACUGGCAGAUCGGCUCCUGCUUCAAAAGUGCUUUUGGAGGCAAGCCGCAAUUUCCUCUUUGGGGCUGGUUUCCCCUCUUCUCUCGCUCCUUUCCUCCUUCGGACCAGAAGGGACGGAGCACCCGGCGGCGGCGGUCAGUGGCCACCGUGCAGCCCCAUCCGCGGAGCAAAGGUUUCUUUUUUAAAAAGAAGAUGGCUCCAUUGCCAGGGAAUGAGAGUUUAAAUGAAAACAGUGACCCUUUCCUGUUACCUUCCACUUCUGUCAGCUCUCUGAUCAUCUUCUCCAUCACCUUCCUCUUGGGCUUUUCUGGAAACAGCCUGGUCAUUUGGGUUAUUGUCCUGAAGAUGACGCAAACGGUGAACACAGUUUGGUUCCUCCACCUGGCAAUUGCUGACCUUGUCUGUUGCCUCUCUCUGCCUUUCUCCAUUGCUCAUCUGGCCCUCCAUGAGUAUUGGCCUUUUGGCUGGUUUUUCUGUAAGAUUAUCCCCUCAGCCAUUAUUCUGAACAUGUUUGCCAGUGUCUUCCUCCUCACCGCCAUCAGUAUUGACAGGUGUCUCCUGGUGAUGAAACCCGUCUGGUGUCAGAAUCACCGCACAGUAAGGUUUGCAACCAUGAUCUGCAGUGGCAUCUGGAUCCUCGCCUUCAUUAUGUGUUGUCCUGCCUUCUUCUACCGGGAGACGUUGGAAGAUGAAUUUGGCAAUAUCAAGUGUGUCAACAAUUGGAAUAUGGGGAAACAUGAUGAGUAUGAGUGGUUGGAUGAUCUGUUGACCAUAGAGAUGAUGCCCACUGAACAUCCCACCCUGGCAGCUGAAGGCAUCUAUGAGGGUAUUUUCACCAGUGGGAUUCUGGAUCCACGCCCUGCCUAUGCCAUUGUAAAUUCAACCAAAAGAAAUACAGCUUUGCCUUUGGGCGUAUCACAUCAUUAUGGAAUCGAGAGAGAGAGAGAUUUAUUGAUGACGGUUGUUACCCACCCUCCUUCUGGUCUCUACAAGUUUCCCAGAAUCCGUCUGAGUACACCUACAGCCAGUAUUUUUCAAUUAGAUGAUCAAUCUGCUAGUAAUCAUACAAUGGAAAUGAACUUCCAUGAUGAUUUCCCUAAAACCCAACUCCCCAGUGUCCUUGUAUCCAUCACCAUCACCAGAACUCUGUUUGGUUUUCUGCUUCCUUUUGCAGUCAUGACCACUUGCUAUACUCUGAUUGGGCAGAUGAUGUUCAAAAAACGCCUUGUGGGGCCUCGCAGGAAAGCUAUGCAGGUGAUUCUGCUGGUGGUUGCCACUUUCUUUCUCUGUUGGGCUCCCUACCACCUCAGUGGGGUGCUGUUCCUCCUGGCUCCCCCUCAAACACCAUUUCACCAGGCCCUGCUUUUGUGGGACAGCGUGUUCAUCGCGCUUGCAUAUGCCAACAGCUGCAUUAAUCCUCUUCUUUAUGUCUUUGUGGGACAAAAUUUCAGGGAAAAGGUCCGCCAGACGGUACAAGAGAUUUUUGAGGGGGCUUUUAGUGAACCCUCCUCACCAGUCUGUUCCCAGGACAGAAGCAAGACAACUACAGUUGACCAUGAUAUGGAGACUUCAGUCGUCUAAUGCAGGUCUGGGCAACCCAAACAUUGUGUGAAUUCUACAGUUGGGUAAGAGAGGGGAUAGUAGUUUGGAUUACAAUCUGCACUUCUUCCAGUAACCUUUUGCAUGUGUUUUAACUGGGUUAUUUUAAAUGGCUUAUACCUCUAGUGAUGAGAGAGUAUUUUUCAAAUAUCUUUUAGAUGUUUAAAAAAAGAUGAGUGAACACUCACCAAGAAGAUAUAUUUCUUCAAUUGCCGAUGGUCCUGCAAGAGUCCCGCCAGCUGCCUUGGAAAGAAAUCCAGCUCUUAUUUUUAAGCAAGCCCAGGCAACAUUCAGCACAGAGGAAGAUGCCUGUUCGCUUUAUUCAGCUGGGAAUUCAGACCCAGGACGCGAGGGUGUGCGGGAGCCAAAAGCUGUAGGAGUGAGGCCUCUACUUUUGCCCUGGGGCGCGAGAGGCCAAACGCCAACCUACAGUGCUGCAGCAAUUGGACUGGACGGCCACCAACAUGGAAGUUCACCUUGACCACUUCUGAUGGCUCCAUGCACUUCCUGCAAGAUGCACUUUCCAUUGAAACGCCUCAAAAUCUGAGCACUUGCAGAGGAGUUACAAGAACCCGUGUUAGUAUUGGCUUCAGGAUUUAAUAUUAGGAUGUGGAUGGGGCAGGGAGAAUAGUUUAAUACUUUAGGGGUAGUUUCUUUUUGUGUACUUUUGGGACAGGCAAAGUAUGCAUGAAAAAUAAACAACAUU